GCUUAUAAAGAAACCUAAAAGACAGACGUCAAGCGUCAAGCAAGCCAAAAGAGAGAGACGCAAAGAGUAAAAGUGAAGAGACGUCAUGGAAAAUAAAUCUUGAGAUUUGCGACCAAAAUACAAUACGGUUCUAAUUAUUUUAAGUGAUAUAGUUAGUGUUUUAUGACACAGCAUGUACUCUCGUUGUGGAAGUAGUGGUUCUAUCCAGAAUAUACACCAAACUCCAUCAUCUUCCAACCAAAAUACAGAAGAUGAAGAUGACAGUGGUGAUAAUAAAGCAUCCGCCCUUAGCUUUAAGGAAAGAAGAAGAGAAGCUCACACACAGGCUGAACAAAAACGAAGAGAUGCUAUAAAGAAAGGAUAUGAUUCCCUACAAGAACUAGUGCCCACUUGCCAGCAAACUGAUGCCACAGGUUAUAAACCCAGUAAAGCAGCAGUACUUCAAAAAUCAAUAGACUACAUUCAAUACUUGCUGCAACAACGCCGACGACAAGAAGAGGAGAGAAAUGCAUUACGCAAAGAUGUUGUGGCUCUUCGCAUAAUGCAGGCUAACUAUGAGCAGAUUGUGAAAGCACAACAUUCAGUCCCUGGUCACAAUGAGCAGAGGCUAACUGAUCAAGACAAAUUUCAAGUGUUUCAGGGUAUAAUGGAUAAGCUUUUUGAGUCAUUUGAAACGGUGCCUACAAACAACUUUGCAGACUUUUCAGCUGGUGUAUUCAAUUGGCUGGAAGAAUAUUGCAAGCCGAAUUCUCUGAGAACUAUGGUCCACGAUGUUUUAAGAGAGCAAAACUAUACACCUUGAUAUUUCUGAUGUGUACCGUGAACUGGGUAAUUUUUAUAUAGCUCUUUAUAUGUAUUACCUAUAUUUAUAUCAAACUAUGAAAGUUUUUUUUUUCACUUCGUCAUGGUUCUGUAUGUACGAUUUCGAUGUACAGAGGAGAAGCUACUAUAGCUUCAUUUUU
Molecule: messenger RNA, 962 nt
Organism: Diatraea saccharalis (sugarcane borer)
Lineage: Eukaryota; Metazoa; Arthropoda; Insecta; Lepidoptera; Crambidae
Source: the annotation of a GenBank genome assembly